This is a messenger RNA of Hemicordylus capensis (graceful crag lizard), 9534 nucleotides long. It is a transcript of the gene MXI1, whose product is annotated as MAX interactor 1, dimerization protein. Bases 657 to 1343 code for a protein of 228 amino acids. The transcript is spliced from 6 exons. NCBI's taxonomy places the organism in Eukaryota, Metazoa, Chordata, Lepidosauria, Squamata, Cordylidae. Gene Ontology annotation, biological process: regulation of transcription by RNA polymerase II. The record is from RefSeq and is a predicted model, not a curated record. Gene Ontology annotation, molecular function: protein dimerization activity; DNA-binding transcription factor activity, RNA polymerase II-specific; RNA polymerase II cis-regulatory region sequence-specific DNA binding.
AACUGUGAAAGAGGCAGAGACCUACAGUAUCUGCUGCAGGAGGCGGAGAAAACGGCUAGAUAUCAGGGAGAAGGCUUGGACCAUGGAUGCAGGGGCAGCAUCGAGGUGGAGGGGGAAGGUGUAGGGUCCUGGGAGAAAGGGGCAGGAUGCAAGAAUAAGGAGAGGCUCUAUGUUGGGGCUUGGUGUGUAAGGGGGAAGAGUGUGGGGGCAGGAUCGGUGGCAAUGCUAGAGACUUUAGGGGGAGAAGAGUCCAGUUUGUGACGGACCGUCGGGAAAACAAUCGGGACUGCUGUGGGCAGGAUCAGUGUUAAAGACAAGGGGAUGAGGAGGGACAGGAAACAAUUUCGUGCCAGAUUGUAGCGGCAGGAUUCCGGGACAGGAGCUGCAGGGGCUAAGAUCUUUCCAUAUUCUUUUUUAUGCCUCACUGAUUAACUUCCUGCACGCAGCAGACGAGACACCCUCACAUUCCCUGCCUGUCACUCUACUUUCUCACUCCCCUUAAGUGUUGGGGGGUGGAUUCCUUGGUUUCAACACCCCUUCAGUGUAAAGGCCAGUUGUAAAGGGGAGGGGGAGUCCGUCCCCUCAUACCCCACUGUUCAGGUCGGGAGACGGUCCAGGGUGCUAAGAGACAAGAGGCCUCGUCCACCCCAAGGGCUAUGGAACGGGUAGAGGUGAUCAACAUCCAGCGCCUUCUGGAGGCAGCUGAAUAUCUGGAGCGCAGAGAGAGAGAGUGUGAACAUGGUUAUGCCUCAGCCUUCCCCACCAUGCCGGCCCUUGGACUGCAGGACCCAAAGCCACCGCAGAGGCUGAGCCGGGCGAGAAAACAUAGCAGUGGAGGUAGCAGUACGGGCACUGCUAACAGGUCUACACACAAUGAACUAGAAAAGAACCGGCGAGCUCACCUCCGGCUGUGUUUAGAACGCUUAAAAGUUCUGAUACCACUAGGACCCGAUUGCACCAGACACACGACUCUCGGGCUGCUUAACAAAGCCAAAGCACAUAUCAAGAAACUUGAAGAGGCCGACAGAAGAAGCCAGCAUCAGCUUGAGAACCUGGAAAGAGAGCAAAGGUUCUUAAAGCGGAGAUUGGAGCAGCUGCAGGGCUCUCAGGAGAUAGAGCGAAUACGAAUGGACAGCACUGGAUCAACCAUUUCUUCAGAUCGCUCCGAUUCAGAGCGGGAAGAAAUUGAAGUGGAUGUAGAAAGCACAGAGUUCUCCCAUGGAGACGUUGAUGAUAUCAGCACAACCAGUACGAGUGACAUUGACGACCACAGCAGCUUGCAGAGUGUUGGGAGUGACGAGGGUUACUCCAGCGCUAGUGUCAAGCUCUCCUUCACUUCCUAGAGCAUGGUGCUAGGGCAGAGCAGAUUAUUUCUUUGGGGCAAUUGAAGUUCAUGCGGCAGGGCUCUUAGAUACAGUAUUUUUCUUCUCCAAACCACACAUCAGUAGCUAAGCUUGAACAGGCGCAACUCUAGAAUAGCUCCAUGGGUCUACAGGAGGGUGGGAACCUAACAGGGAAACCAGUUGGUCUCCAUACUGUCAUAGUCCAAAAUCCUGACUUAGCACUGAACUCGUAGCUAUUUUGAAGUCUGAGACAGCACUCCUGUUGUCCACAGCUGGAUUGAAUCUUGCCCAUGUAUAAGCAGAUGGCUUUGCUCAAAGAAUAUUUGAUUGGAUGGGGAAUUGUGGUUAUUCAGGCCCCAGUUCUUCUUUCUUAAUUUGUCACAUCCCCUGAGAAAUGACCAUUUCCCCCUCCUCUUGUACCCAGACUUAACACACUGUUCAGAUGUUAAGACCCUUUGUGGUGCUAAUAUUUAAAAAGUUUGUCCAAUAUAUCGUAAUAAUCUAGCAUUCAUGGAAUAUCCAUGUGCUAGUCCUUGAUUUUGGGACAAAGUAGCCAAGGUAAUACAGUUUAUUGGAUCAACUUCUCCCAAUGAAUUUGCACAACAUUCUGAAACUACAAUGCUCCUUUUUCAGGUUUUCUUAAAAUUCCAGCACUCAGUUUAAGCAAUUUUUGUUUGUUUGUUAACCUGAACUAGAGAACUAAGACGUUGGGCAGCUUUUGUGUACUCACCAGCAGAAGCUAGUCCAAUCAAUGCCUUCUACCCAUUGGGUUUCUCCAGCCAGCUUUGAUCAUUAUUACCUUAAAAUAACAAUAAUAGUGAGAAUCACUGCUUAUGCCCUGUGAAAGAGAAGUGCUGCAAAUCUGGAAGCAAUUCCCAUUCAGCUCAACUUUCCACCGGACAUUGUUUCAAGGCAAAAGCUUGUGCCGCAUGAAUUAGCACUAGGGUAUUGAGCUGUAACCUACCAGCACACAGUGCAACCACUCUCUGGAUUCAGUGACUACAGCAGCAACUCCUUGUAUAGAGUGGUGCUCCCAACACAGAGAGCCAGACAGACAAGCUUGUAAAAGAAAUGAUGUGCAGGAAAGGCACAGCCUCUGUUCUGAGCCACAAUGACCAUUUUCUUUUGCAAAAUUAUUUUCAUAAAUGUUUGUAAAAGUGUUAAGGUGAGAGAACCUACAUGCGACAAUGUCUUUUUUAGAACUCCUAGGCAUGAUUCUGCAAAUGUCUUUUAUAAUUGACACCAAUGGAAAGGGACCUGUUUUUCUGCUGCCAUGCACAAAAGGAACAGGAACCCUCCUCUGGUUUUAUGGCUCUUCCUUUGGUUUCCUUUUUGGAGUCCCAUUGCAAACUUUGCCACCCGGAUCCCUACUGUAGUCAUGGAUCCAUAGUUAACAUAGCACGUGUCUCAUUUUAACAGUCUGCCAGCAUGGUUCUCCAGGGGAAACCUCCAAUUCCCCCCAUGUGGAGGAACUGCUGCUGUUAAUCAGAUGAUAUUGUAUCCAAUGUUUUAUCAUUUUUCUUUUGAGAUGAGCUUUCUAACCUGCACUUUGAGGUCUUUUUUGCUUUUCUUUAAGCUUUUUAACCACAAGAAUUAUUAUUGUUUCUUUACCAAGUUUAAUACUUUACUUUUUUUAGAGACCUCAUCUAUGACACUUGUUUGAAACUUCGUUCACCCUUAAGUAAUUUGCCUACCCUUUAAUUACUAAGGAAAAAAAGAGAAAAAUAAGAAAAAAAUGCUUUCUAAAACUCAUAACUUAUUGCUGAUUAUAAUUACUGGGUUGUUAAUUUCAGUCCUGUAGAUUUAAUUUUAUUAUUUUUAGAUAGGGCUGAGCAACAAAAACAAAAAACAAAAUAAAAAACAAGGUAACCUCAUUUAGCAGUGCAGUGGAAUUGUGUUUAAAUGUUAGCAUAUGGUUCUGCUUAAUAGUAGCACUUUAACACCAUUAAAUAUUUCUGUAUCUGAAAUGCACUGUGUUUUGCCAUCUUGGUCACUCAUGAGACUUUAGAAUACCUAUGUUCUUUGUGCCUGGAAGGUUUGUUUUUUUUAAGCUAUUGGCCAUGUGAUUAGAUGACCCCAAAUGACUUCUCAUGUAGCUCUUGUCUCAAUACUGAUAUGUUGCGUGUGUGUUUUAAAUUUACGUAUGUUAUCCACUUACCCCAGAGCUAUUAUUGUGUCAUAUAAUACAAGACACAACUUUAGAACCUGUGUCAUGAAAUAGAAGCAUAAUCUCAACAGGGUUGUAGUGUGUUUAUGGCCAAGGAUCUCUUGAAAUGAUGGCCAGUUCUAAUUUUUCAGUCGGUUAAAGCCUGGAUCAAGUUGUUAUCCUUUAUACAUGGAUUUCCCCUAUGUGACUAUUUAACACUCUGGUUUAUUGCAUGUAGAAAUCUCUCCCUCUAGUGGCGGGAAUAAAAACCCAUUAGUUGUAGAUAAUGGGAGUAAAGCUUUCAGCUGUACGAAGAGGAACUACUCUUACAGAACUGAGGUCAGUUAAUUUGUCCCACUAAUCUGCAUAUGGGAAGCUAUUAUGUUUCAGCAGAACUUUAUGGGACUGUCAGAAUAACUGAUGAGAACUGAAAUGAUCAACUUCACAGUACUGAACUGUAUUGCUAGACACAGUCAGAGGUUUCACACAUCACAAAGCAGCUGACAUGGAACCUCUUUUGGCUGUCAUUAUGGAGUCAGUUCAGUUGUGGUCAGAGGUGCUCUUAUCCCUGGUCUUUGGGGCCGAGGUUCAUGGCCUCCACACCACCUGAGGCGCCCCCCCCCCAAUCCUCUUUAGUCUGUCCUGGAUGGCAUAGUUUGUGCCCUCAAGAACCUAUGUGUUAAAAAAUUAUGCUUAACUUGCAGGGUGGCGGGGCUCCAAAAUUUAGGUCCUAGGUGCACCUCUAGUUGUAGUAGAGCACAUGCUUUGUAUAUCAAAGGACUGGAGUUGGAAAAUGAAUCUUAACCAGAAGAGCUGGGGAAAGGCUUUGCCUGAAGACCUAAAGAGCUACUGGCACCUGGGUAGGGAUGUGCGCAAGCUGUUUGUGCGAGCAGGGCAGGUAGCAGUUUCCUUAAGGAGCAGGUAAGCAGAUCCUUACCUGGUCCACUGCUGCCCACUACUUUUCCAAGCAGGGUGCUUGCUUGAGCAGAGGCAGCACACAGCUAUGGUGCUGUUCCCUGCAGGCUGCACACAGCAUUGGCACGCACAUGACUGCCGCACGUGGAAAAGUGGUGGCGGAGCAGGUAAGGACCUGCUGCCCUGCUCCUUAAAGGAUCUGUUCUACACCAAACCAGCUCAUGCACAUCCCUACUCCUGGGGCACAAAGUAUUGGGCUAGGCUGACUACUGGUUAAGCUGUUUUCUUACAGAUAUUGUAUCAGAGCGUGGAAUAAGAAGUGACAACCUACACCAAAUUCCAUACAGUAUCAGUCCCUGCAGUGCAUAUGCAAAAUUACAUAACUCCAUGAUGGCUCCAUGGGAUAUGAACCGCUGUAUUUUCCCCCGUGAGGUUAAAAAACAGCAGUCAGGGUGCAUUUGUCUGAUGGCAUGACUUCCAUUCUGUUCUAUAAAGGAAGGAUCACAGCUGUGGAACUUACUGAAUGAUAUUCUGAAGAUCUCAUCUUAUCAAUUAUUGUCCCAUCACUAAUAAGACUAGCAGACUGCAGUCAUAGACUUCCUGGAGUGUAGACCCAGGAACAUCCAGCCAGGCAUAUUCUUUGAUGAAACAUGUAUUUGCCUUCAUUAAAUUCAGCUUUACAUCUUGGAAUUUCUCUCUGUUCCUUUCAAUAUUUGAGAGAUGCUCCUUAUUGUAUAUUCUUGCAAUUCUCUUUCGUCUAGGAAAUUUUUGGAUUUCUGGUCAUUUUCAUUAGGGCUACAAGGUACAGUAGGCUACUGUAUUCUGGUCUGAGCUUUUCUUGUUUUGAACUUUGUCAUGUGUCUGGUCUCAAAGAUCCCUUAGAAAAGUCAAUACAUCAGUUAUUUUUGUUCUUACAUCAAUUUCUUGCUGGUAUGUACUGUACCUUGCAGCUGAGGGAAGCCACCAAUGUGACAACGUAUUGUUCAUCAAUGGUUAAUCUUUAGCAGACUGAUGCUUGAAGAUAACUGUAAAGUGGCUAAUCGGAUAAAAGUUCUAGCAUUCACUAAAAAAAAAAGGCCUCCCCCAUUCUUUUCCGGUGAAGAAGGGUUUGCCCAGGUCUGCAGAGGAGUUUGUUUCUUGCUUAGGCAUAUAUAAACACUUAAUUCAUUGUGGGCUGGUUGUGGUUAUUUUUAAAGUUUCUGUGGCCUGACUCAAGUCUAUUAAUCCAGGCAGAAGACUGGUACCAGCAAUUCCAAAUUGGUUUUGAGAUGCUCCUUCGUUUCAGCAAUUCCAUAGAAGCAUCAAGAAGCCUUCAGUGGCCAGAAAAUUCUAUGCUCCUAGCAUAUUGACUUAAUGAACAUGAAAGUCUGCUCAGAGCAGAACAGGUAACCUGAUUUCAUCACCAAGAGAUCAACAUGUAAGAUUCUCAGCUCUCAAUGGUCUUGGGAGGAGAUAUUUCCCAACCCUGCUACCUGAGAUCAGGUUGGCUGGGAACUGAUCCUGGACUGUCUGCAUGCAAUCAUGUGCUCUAUCACUGAGGUAUGACCCGUGUCCCCUUUCCCGAAUGUGAUAAGAGGUGAUCCUGGGUGAAACUAUUAGAGUGGCUUUAAUUCCAGUUGAUCCUGUGACCAUUACUUUGGCUCAAGAUUACAAUUCAUGAUGUUUUACUAUAAUGCACUAUUACAGGAUAUUCUGAUUUGCAAUCAACUAAAAUACAUAGUUUUCAGAAAUUUGGGGCCCUUUGUUAGUUCAUUUACACUUUAGCCUCCAUGCACUAAUGGUUGUUAAUAUACCACAACAAUGGAAAGAGGGUCUGAUUGCUUAUGUAAAUGUAAGGACAUUGUUUCACAGCCACAUCCAAGCUCAGGAAGGUCUAGCACUUAAUAUACCAUAGCCUGUCAAAUCAAGCCUGAGAAAAUUAAAAGAAAUAGUAAGUGCCAGAUGAAAGCAACAAUAAUGGACUGCUAAGCAAAUCCUUGCCCUUUUCACAACUGUAUAAUAUAUUUGUCUCCUCCCUUCUCUGUCAGGGAAGUUACAGACACCUCCAAGGUUGCUUCCAACUAACAUUCUACUUUUUAAACCCUAGUCAGAUAUUAGGAAGCCAUGGAUGUGUACCCAACUAUAACACUCAUGGGAGUGCACCAGCAAGCUUUCAAGCCAACACAUUCUUAAAGUAGUUCCCCCAGCUCUCACUCAGCACGGCAUAAGUGGAGAGAGUAGAACAUUUUGGUGCAAAGUUGCUGAUGCACUAUACCUGGAUACAGUACCCAUGGUUUCCCAAUACUUGAACAGGGCUGAUGCUGACACAUCUAUCAUUACACCAUUCAACUGAAAAGUUACAAAGAAUAAAAUAAUAUACUCAAGUUCCUUCAGUGGUAUAUACUGGUAACAAUUACAAGAGAAGAAACACGGCUGUGGGGGGAUGAUCACAGUAUUUCAGGAGUUUCACUCCUCUGCAACCAUGUUGUAAAGAUAAAUUUCCUGGCUACAUAGUUCUAUGAUCACUCUGUUCAAGUUGAUCAAAUUAGAAAGGGUAUAUGAGGGGCAUUAGAACCUCCUAAUAUUUAGGUUUUUUUUUAAACAAACAGCUACAAGAUGCUAGAUUCUUGCAAUUUUCAUAGAAAUUGGUGUAAAGCUGUAUAUAUAUUACAUCACAAGCAGCAAAGGCAUGCAAGUAUGAUACUAAUAAGCAGUUGAGAAUGACAGUAAGUACUCAUUCUAUGCCUAAACAGCAAGUCAGUAGUGGCUCAGAGCUUCUAGCUUAAAAUCACUAUGUACUACCCCCAUACACUUUAAAUACCUCUAGCAUUCAUGUAGUUUAGUCCCCCUGACCACUUGUAGCACAAUAUCAUCAAGGCCCAUUCACAUGAUCAGUGCAGGCACAUAGAAGCUGUUGGGAUUCUGAGUAUUCUACACUGGUUUAGUCCCAACCAGCCAUAAUAAAUUCAUCUGCCAUCAGAGGAUUCAGCUUUCAGUAUGUACAUACUCUUAAAAAUUGUGUAUUUUGGCAUGUCAAAAGCUGAAUCCUACACAUAGUAGUAGAUGCGUAAGACAAGCUAACAGAGUCUGUGCAAGAUUUUCCACUGGCUGCUACUGUGGAUCCAACGCAUGUGAAAUCACCCGUUUCCUUCAAAAACUAUGGUCUAUACAUUUGUAGCAACUAUGCAGGUUGUGACAAUUUCCUUCCUCAAAGGAAGUGGGACUUGGGUCCUCAGGAAGGUAAUGUAAGACACAUUAGCAUUGUACAAUUUCUCAGAUGCACAGCUAUCUAACUGCUGUUAAACAGAAAUAAAAACUAGUUUUAAUCUUGAGUUCUGAAGUCCCUUGAUUUUGAGGGCUCAAGCAUGCCUAACUGCAGUGGAUUGCAGCUGGAAAUACCAUUCAACCAAGUAGCAGCAUUUACUCUGUGAAUUCACUGUAUUAAGAGUGAAUUUGACGUACACGGGGGGGGAAUACUGAAACCCUCAAAAACAUGUAUUGCUAGGGGGGAUUUUUUGCAGAUGAACUGAAGUCCCACUGAAAUUAAUGGGAUUUAGGUUACUCAUUAUUAACUUGUGUCACUGAUCUCAAUGGUGCAUAGUCAUGAUGAACUAGUCUGGAUGUUGCCCACUGAAUCCAGUGUGGAGGGAACUUAAAAAGGAUAAUCAUGGCCAACACUUGUAGAACAAAGAUACUUAAGCAAACCCCUCAUAAAAACUUUACAAUAAUAUUGAAUUGCUAUAGCAACUCACAAGUGCUCUGACAACAACGUAUUUCAUUUCAGAAAGCUGAAAGGCAGUAUGUGCCUCUCCCUGUACUGACCACUUUAGCUGACCGUUUGGAAAGAAUGCUGUACAACAUGAAGCCCUAAUUGGCAGUUUACUACAGAAAUCUAUUUUUCAUAAUAGCUUGAUAGUUACAUUACUAGUACAGAUUAAUUCCCAUUUGAAUGAAGUACCUGUCAACAGAAGAUGAGCUAACAAUAUGUAUAAAAUGCCUUACCAAAUUAUACGAAAUUGUCAUUCAAACUGUUUUCAAGUGAACAGCAAGGUAGGCUACUUCAGAGACAUGCGCGUCUCAAGAAAUUUCUGUCUUGAUGCUUUUAUCUGGAAUAAACUGGUGUCCAUUUUCAGUUCAUAUUUACCAAUAAGCUUCAUAUAUUAACUUUUUAAAACCCACAACAGCCAAUAGAAAACUUGUUUUUUGCUUUUUUUUCUCCAUCCGCAAAGCCCUAGAACAGUGAUGUACUUUAAUUUUUCAGAGUCACAGUGCUACAGAACUUCAGUAUAUAAAACAAAAUCCUGGUAGCAAUGCUCAAAUCUAACCAUAGCAGAUUGCAAUGGGAAUUAGAAUUCUAGCACACUGUCUGUUUGAAAACCCCAACAUGUUUUCCUUUCCCUAAAGUUUUUUAAAAGCAUCUAUUACCUUGCUAUUUUUAAAGGGAAAAAAGAGUUAAUGAAAAUACAGUGUAAUCUUGCAUAGUUUUAAGUUUGUAACUAUUAUAUUCUGAUGUAAAAUGAAUAUGAGUCUUAAAACCCAAUACAUACAAUUUCAUUUUCUCCUUUCCUAUAUUAACCAGUCCCUGAUACAUGUUAGGCUUGUGCCAUUAUAACUCUCCCUGAGUGUUAAAAAUAUUUGCUAAGUCUGUUUCAGCCUUUAUUGAAUUAUGGGUUUCCUUGUGCAUUAAAAAGAGGAAUCAUAUGUACAGUGCUAUGUUUCUAUCUAGUGAUGCUGGUCUGGGAAUGCAAUUCCAAAUUUAAACAGAUAUGUAUCCUUUGACAAAUAUUUUUCUAAUAUGUAUGUAGCUCAGUGCAAGCUUAUUUUUACAAUUUCUGCUAUCACUACUGUGUUUCCUCUGGGCUUUCUUGAACUUUGGUGCAGUUACUAUAAUGGUACUGUAGCCAAUUACUACUUUGAGGAACUGAAUGACAAAAAACCCCUCAAAACUCCAACCAGUCCUUGAUUGGUGCUCAAAUUGACCAGUGCCAGUCUUCAAAACAAUACUGAAAUGCCGACCACAUCUCUGUCUAUAAUGGUGCAGGGGUGGUGCUGAUAAAGAUGUUGCAUUUUUCAUCAUUGUAAACAUUCUUUUGUUUGUGGGCAUCUAUAUUCACUUGUUUAAAAUAUACAAAUAAAUUUUAUGAAAUUUUA